Hypomesus transpacificus is the source of this 1891-nucleotide messenger RNA. RefSeq names its product SRY-box transcription factor 3 (gene sox3). Gene Ontology annotation, molecular function: DNA-binding transcription factor activity, RNA polymerase II-specific; RNA polymerase II cis-regulatory region sequence-specific DNA binding. Lineage: Eukaryota; Metazoa; Chordata; Actinopteri; Osmeriformes; Osmeridae. Gene Ontology annotation, biological process: cell differentiation; anatomical structure morphogenesis; regulation of DNA-templated transcription. The record is from RefSeq and is a predicted model, not a curated record. Bases 292 to 1194 code for a protein of 300 amino acids. The transcript has a single exon.
GGAGGCAACUCAUUGUUAGCCUAUGCUGUCAAUCCAAAUCACAUGGGGCCCGGGCACUAUUAACAGCUGAGGUUGGCCGACAAGUUUUGCAGAGUUCUGUUUCAGAGCAGUAGGGAGCAGAGCAAGCUGAACUGAGAGAAAAGACAAACCGGGCUAACAACACCUCUGCUUUUUUACACAACUUUUCCCUCCUAUGAGACUGGUCAGUAAUAUUUCUACCUCUGUUUUAGAUUGAGGGAAUUCUGUUAAACUUUUUCCGCGCUUGAGAGUGAACAUUUUAAAAUCGCUUGAAUGUAUAAUAUGAUGGAGACCGAAAUAAAGAGCCCGCUCCCGCAGUCCAAUUCGGGCUCUGCGGCGGGCGCCAAGAACAACAGUGCCAACGACCAGGACCGGGUUAAGCGGCCAAUGAACGCCUUCAUGGUCUGGUCCCGUGGACAGCGGAGAAAGAUGGCACAAGAGAAUCCCAAAAUGCACAACUCAGAGAUCAGCAAGCGGCUGGGGGCAGACUGGAAACUUCUGACAGACGCGGAGAAGAGACCUUUCAUAGACGAGGCCAAGCGUCUGCGUGCCAUGCACAUGAAGGAGCACCCGGAUUAUAAAUACCGUCCCCGUAGGAAGACCAAGACCCUACUGAAGAAAGACAAGUAUUCUUUGCCUGGGGGACUCUUGGCGCCAGGUGCCAAUGCUGUCAACAACGCAGUCUCGGUGGGGCAGCGGAUGGACAGUUACGCUCACAUGAAUGGGUGGACAAAUAGUGCUUACUCUCUCAUGCAGGACCAGUUGGCCUACCCUCAGCACCACAGCAUGAACAGCCCCCAGAUCCAGCAGAUGCACCGGUAUGAGAUGGCAGGGCUCCAGUACCCUAUGAUGUCCUCAGCGCAGACCUACAUGAACGCGGCGUCCACGUACAGCAUGUCUCCAGCUUACACGCAGCAGACCUCGAGCGCCAUGGGCUUGGGCUCCAUGGCCUCAGUGUGCAAGACCGAGCCGAGCUCCCCACCCCCGGCCAUUACCUCCCACUCACAGAGAGCGUGUUUGGGUGACCUGAGGGAUAUGAUAAGCAUGUACCUGCCUCCCGGAGGAGACAGCGCAGACCAUACCUCCCUGCAGACAAGUCGGUUACACAGUGUACAUCCGCACUAUCAGACCGCGGGGACAGGCGUCAAUGGAACGCUACCCCUAACCCACAUCUAAAAAGAGACUUCAAACUUAAGUACUUCGGAUACUUGAACAUUUUGGUUGCUAAAAGAAUCGACGUUCAGUAGUAUUGUUUAAAAAAUGCAUUUUUAUUUUUUUUGUUUCUCAAUAAGUUGUCAAUUUUAAAGCAUUUUAAAACGACAUAUCUUGGACUGAAACUGAAUGUCGAGCCCAUCAGAGUAAAUUGCAUUGCAAAGAGGGUUUUAUCAUGAGUAUAAGCAAUCAACGUCUGUAGAAGAAUUGGACUUCUAUAUUUUAAUGAUGCCAUCAUAUUUUCUCUCUGAAAAAAGGCAUGUGGCCUCGUGAAGAGGCUGUUGUAUUUCAGAAAAGCUGGAUGGAGAGUUGGUUCAUAAAUGUUUACACUUAAUUUGUAGAAUGUCAGUUUGUGUCGGCUGUGUCCAAAUCUUUGUAGUCUUUUCCCCUCAUGACCUAUGGGUUUUAAUGAAAUGUAAGACUGUGCGGGUCGCAAGCGCAAGUUUAUUUAUAGCAAGUUGUUUUGUUUUCAUAGCUUGUGAACCCUCUGUUCGUCAUGUUAGGAUGUUCAAUUAUAUUUUGUGAAAUUUCUUUUCUGUGAUAUUGACAGUGUCAGGUUUACUCAUAUCAAGGACAAAAUGGUUUAUUUAAACUGACGUUUCUACUUAUUUUAAGACCAUCCUCUAUUCUUAAACUAUGAAUAAAUUUGUAUGAAACAUGA